CCCGUCAUCGCUGUUCGAGGGUCUCCACGGUGAUCCGUCCAUCCCGCUCCUCCAGGCCUCAGUACCCGCGGUUUUACUCCAACUGGGUCGAACGCAGUGAAAAUAAAGUUGUUUGAGGAUAUUGGCGUAGAAAACAUCACAAAACUUGGAAUAUUAUUUUUUUUCUCCCCGCCAACUGCACAAGAUGAAGCUGUGGUGGGGCUGGACGUGUGUGCUGCUCCUCUCCCUCCUGGCUCUCUCUGAGUCCCAGGCUGAAGCUCAGGGAGACCUAGACCUGGAGAUGGAGGAAGCUAUGGUGGAAGACAUGGUAGAAGAUAGGGAAGACUCAGCAGAGAUAGAGGGAGAGGCGGAGAUGGAAGGGGAGGCGGAAGAGGAGAAGGGAACCGAUGCCAACGUCUCCUUCCAGGUCACCUACAAGACUCCUGUUCCCAUCGGAGAGGUGUACUUCUCAGAGACCUUUGAUGACGGCUCACUGGACAGGUGGCAGGUGUCAAAGACGAUGAAGGAAGACGCAGACGAUGAAAUUGCUAAAUACGAUGGUAAGUGGUCUGUGGAGCAGCUGAAGGAGAAUAAAGUACCAGGAGACAUGGGUCUGGUUCUGAAGUCCCGGGCCAAACAUCACGCCAUCGCCUCCCUGUUGGACAGACCCUUCCUCUUCCGGGACGACGCCCUAGUCGUACAGUAUGAGGUGAACUUCCAGGAUGGUAUUGACUGUGGUGGAGCCUACAUCAAACUGCUGUCAGACGACGAUGGCCUGGAUCUGGAUCAGUUUAAUGACCGUACCUCCUACACCAUCAUGUUUGGGCCUGAUAAGUGUGGAGAGGACUACAAGCUGCACUUCAUCUUCCGCCACAUCAGGAGCCCUCUGAACAAAGACCUGGAGGAGAAACACGCCAAGAGGCCCGACGUCGACCUGAAGAAGUUCUACACCGACAAGAAGACUCAUCUCUACACACUGGUCCUGAACCCAGACAACAGCUAUGAGAUCCUGGUAGACCAGAGCAGUGUCAGUCGUGGCUCUCUGCUUCAUGAUGUGGUUCCUCCUGUUAACCCCACCAAGGAGAUAGACGAUCCCACUGACUCUAAACCUGAAGACUGGGAUGAGAGGGCCAAGAUACCAGACCCAGAGGCUGUCAAACCUGACAACUGGGAUGAGGAGGCUCCGGCUACCAUCCAGGACCCUGAUGCUGUGAAGCCAGAGGGAUGGCUGGACGACGAGCCUGAGUUUGUAGCCGACCCCACCGCCGACAAGCCAGGCGACUGGGAUGAGGAGAUGGAUGGAGAGUGGGAGGCCCCUCAGGUUCCUAACCCAGUGUGUGAGACAGCCCCUGGAUGUGGGCAGUGGAAACCCCCUACCAUCAACAACCCUCAGUACAAGGGCAAGUGGAAGGCCCCUCUGGUGGACAACCCCCACUACCAGGGUGUGUGGAGCCCGCGUCAGAUCCAGAACCCGGACUACUUCGAGGACCUGUCUCCGUUCCAGAUGACGCCGUUCAGAGCCGUGGGACUGGAGCUCUGGUCCAUGACCUCCGAGAUCUACUUCGACAACUUCAUCAUCACUUCAUAUAAAGAGGUGGCCGAUCGCUGGGCUGGAGACAGCUGGGGACUCAAGAAACUGGUGGCUAGUGCCAACGAGCCGGGUGUGUUUUCCCAGCUGACCAUGGCAGCAGAGGAGAGACCGUGGCUCUGGGUGGUCUACAUACUGACUGUUGGUCUGCCCAUAGGACUGACUGUGUUAUUCUGCUGGCCCAAGAAAUCAGAUGAUGACUAUGUGUACAAGAAGGUGGACCCACCUAAACCCGAUGUAGAAGAGGAGGAGGAAGAGGAUGAUGAAGAGGAGGAGGAGGAGGAAGAAGAAGAGGAGAAGGGAGACCAAGCAGCUAAGGCCAAAGCUACUGAGAGUCCAAAACCUGCAGAAGAGAAGAAAGAGAAGGCGGAGGAGGAGAGUGGGGCAGCUGGAGGGGACAGCGUAGAAGAUGAAGAGGACGAUGAGGAGGAGGAGGAUGAAGGAGAGGAGGAUGAAGAGACCAAGUCCAGUGAGGCAGCAUCGGAUGAUGUCAGUGCUGAGCAGAAGGUGGAGGCAGACGAGGGGGGCCACAGCGUUGGCGACGGACACAAACAGGCCGUGAGGAAGAGGAGGGUACGGAAAGACUGAUGAAGACCAACGACAACAAAUGAAGCCUUCUUUCUCCUCCUCUCUCCUCUCUCUCUCCUCCUCUCCUCCUCUCUCUCUCUCUCUCUGUCCUCUCUGCAUGCCCUCUGGUGGUCCUAGUGACCAAGAUGCUACCCCCCCUCCUCCAUCAGUCAAAUGACAACCCCCCCCCCGUUCCUUCUUAUCUUCCUUUGUUCUCUCUAUCCGUUACGCCUCUCUAAGGCCAUCAAGGCUACCCUGACCCCCCCCAACACUCCUUUCUUCCAAAAUGAAUAAUAUGCCCCCUCACCCCCCCUCUUCAGCUUCCAGUCUUCCUGACUAUAGUUCCUAGUUCUGGUUUAUUGUUGACAUUUUGUUAAGCUUCAGAAGUACUUUUCUUUAUUCAAACUAAAGUUAAAAGGCAGCUCUCUCUGGCUUGGGUCUCAAAUCACACCCUCGUCCCUGAAGAAGAGCUUUGGUCAAAGUAGUGUACUACAUAGGGGGUGGAUAAGGAGUUAAAAAGUAGUGUACGACAUGGGGAAUAGGCUGGUCAGAGAGAGAGAAGACCUCUAUAGCCAGGCUACUGUAUUGCUGCUGUGUGACUGAAGGUGCCAUGUUUCUCCUGGUCUCAGAUCUGCUUGUCGUUGGAGUCAAUUCCUCUGACUAUUAUUGGGACAAGAUUUGGCUCUAAAAUACAAACUGUGAAUCCCAAAUGGCACCCCGUUCCCGUUUAUAUUGAACUACCCUAAUGGGCCCUGGUCUAAAGUAGUAUACUAUAUAGGGAAUAGGGCUCUGGUCUAAAGUAUUAUACUAUAUAGGGAAUAGGGCUCUGGUCUAAAGUAGUAUACUAUAUAGGGAAUAGGGCUCUGGUCUAAAGUAGUAUACUAUAUAGGGAAUAGGGCCCUGGUCUAAAGUAUUAUACUAUAUAGGGAAUAGGGCUCUGGUCUAAAGUAGUAUACUAUAUAGGGAAUAGGGCUCUGGUCUAAAGUAGUAUACUAUAUAGGGAAUAGGGCUCUGGUCUAAAAUAGUGCACUAUAUAGGGAAUAGGACUCUGGUCAGAAGCUGUGCACUAUAUAGGGAAUAGGGUGCCUCUGGUCAGAAGCUGUGCACUGUAUAGGGAAUAGGGUGCCAUUUGGGACGUAGAUAUACAGAUCUGGGACCAGUCUUAAAGUUUGACUACAGAGACAGAAGGAUAUUUUCAGAGAAGAAGGCGCCUUGCGUCAGGUUUAAGGUUAGACGUCUACUUUAGAUUGAUAAGUGGUUGUUUUUCAUUCAUUAACUUAUAAAAGGAAGUUCAUAAUAUAUGUCAGUUUUUUGUGUUAUUUUGUUUUUUAACUAAAUUAUAUGGAUUUAAAACUGAUAAAUGUAUCUAUUUAUUUGAAACUUCUCCCUCUUGUUCAUUUUACGGCUAAAUUUAAAACAGAAGAAAAUGUUACAAUGCAGUUUUUUCUCUUGAGUGAAUGGACAUUUUUUGGAUGUUUAAAAAAUAUAUAUAUAUUAAUAAUUUGUAGUUAGUUUUACCACUGUUUUGCUUAUUGCGAGCCUACGUCAGAACAAACAACUUGUUUUCCCCCAAAGUCUGUGUUCAAACCCUCUGUUCUCCACCCGAGGGAGCUGGGUAUUCCCAAAGUCUGUGUUCAAACCCUCUGUUCUCCACCCGAGGGAGCUGGGUAUUCCCAAAGUCUGUGUUCAAACCCUCUGUUCUCCACCCGAGGGAGCUGGGUAUUCCCAAAGUCUGCGUUCAAACCCUCUGUUCUCCACCCGAGGGAGCUGGGUAUUCCCAAAGUCUGCGUUCAAACCCUCUGUUCUCCACCCGAGGGAGCUGGGUAUUCCCAAAGUCUGCGUUCAAACCCUCUGUUCUCCACCCGAGGGAGCUGGGUAUUCCCAAAGUCUGCGUUCAAACCCUCUGUUCUCCACCCGAGGGAGCUGGGUAUUCCCAAAGUCUGCGUUCAAACCCUCUGUUCUCCACCCGAGGGAGCUGGGUAUUCCCAAAGUCUGCGUUCAAACCCUCUGUUCUCCACCCGAGGGAGCUGGGUAUUCCCAAAGUCUGCGUUCAAACCCUCUGUUCUCCACCCGAGGGAGCUGGGUAUUCCCAAAGUCUGUGUUCAAACCCUCUGUUCUCCACCCGAGGGAGCUGGGUAUUCCCAAAGUCUGCGUUCAAACCCUCUGUUCUCCACCCGAGGGAGCUGGGUAUUCCCAAAGUCUGCGUUCAAACCCUCUGUUCUCCACCCGAGGGAGCUGGGUAUUCCCAAAGUCUGUGUUCAAACCCUCUGUUCUCCACCCGAGGGAGCUGGGUAUUCCCAAAGUCUGCGUUCAAACCCUCUGUUCUCCACCCGAGGGAGCUGGGUAUUCCCAAAGUCUGUGUUCAAACCCUCUGUUCUCCACCCGAGGGAGCUGGGUAUUCCGGAAUAUCCAAACUCCGGUUCCGGAAUGAAUUAUAAACAAUUCCGUCUUGUAUGGAAAGGGAUGUGCAGAUUUCUGCUUUUUGUUUGUUCUGUUGUCUCCAGCGUUUUCUAGUAAAAAUGUUUUCUGUUCUUGUACGACAACCAGGCAUAUUUCCCUGUUUUCAAUAAGUUGCAAAUUGUACAUUGCUCUUGGAAAAUUAAAUAUUUAAUACAAUAAAA
This is a messenger RNA of Oncorhynchus masou masou (cherry salmon), 4755 nucleotides long. Its product is annotated as calnexin-like. Gene Ontology annotation, molecular function: calcium ion binding. The record is from RefSeq and is a predicted model, not a curated record. Gene Ontology annotation, cellular component: endoplasmic reticulum membrane; endoplasmic reticulum. Lineage: Eukaryota; Metazoa; Chordata; Actinopteri; Salmoniformes; Salmonidae. Gene Ontology annotation, biological process: protein folding.